Molecule: messenger RNA, 1123 nt
Organism: Cokeromyces recurvatus
Lineage: Eukaryota; Fungi; Mucoromycota; Mucoromycetes; Mucorales; Mucoraceae
Exons: 1
Coding region: 342-707 (121 amino acids)
Source: RefSeq, a predicted model, not a curated record
AUUUAAUCUUACAAAAACGGCUAAAUUAGCUGGUAUUGCUAUUCGUACAGCUCAUAAUUAAGCUGGGGAAUAUCCACAGAUGCUCUAUUUGAUUGAUCUUGUAUUCUUUAGGAUAUUAUUAACAGUUAUAAUACAUAUUAUGAUCUGAUAUUUGUUGAUUAGGUAAUAGGAUUAAAAAAAAAAGAAGACAGAAUAAAUCUGUAAAGACUUUGUAUGUCUCAGAAAAUCCAAAGACAAUUUUUACAGGACAAUUUAAAUGUACAUAGAACUGAUCCCCCACAAACAACUCUACACUCCUUUCUCUUUGUAGACUUACUACUAUAUCUAUAGAUCCCAAACUUAUGGUUACCGAUAUCAUUUAUCGAACGCAGCCGAUGCAUACAUACUACGUUGGCUAUCGGGUGGUAAAACUAGCAACUGUCCCUUUCAUCUCUAUUUCUAUUUUAGCCAACAUCAUGCUAUUCAAUGUUUGCUCAUAUAUUCUCGAUUAUAUCAUCAACAUUACUCUUUCCUUUUUCCUCAACAUACUACCUUACUGCAAACCAAAAAAUUCACAACAAGUCUCUGACUGGUCUCAUCAUUGGCCUAUUAUCUGCAUCAUUUUUCAAGAAAUGGAUUGUCUGAUGCUUAAUAAGUUUACUCCUGCAUCUAAUGAGCCAGGACAAGAACUGCUGAACUGGUUAACAAUCUUUCCUUUUGUCCCUUAGAAAGAUUUUUUUAGUUGCUUGGGAGGUGGGCAGUUCAGAAAAGCUUGAUUAUUAAAUUUGAUAAUAAGUUUCACUGCCCAAAAUGUUCUUAAAAAAAAAUUCCCCAGUUCUUCCAUAUUAGAAACUUCCAUGUGGUAUACGAAGUUAUGAUAAACUAAUAUUGUUCGUAGUUAAUGUUUUUUUUUAGACUACUUUUAUUAACAAUAAAUAUUAACUUGCUAUUCUAUGAUUCUGUGCUGAUAAAAGUUAGCACAGAGAUGUCCUAUUGUAAAGCUAUUUCUGUGUUAGAACAAAAUUAAUAACAGAAACAAUACAUGGAUUGGGCGAUUCAUGUAUCACCGCCAGCUCCUCGUGAUGCCUUCACGUUCGUCUUUUUAACGUGACGAAUAAGGCUGCGGCUGAUUGGCUGAUUUUUU